AGAUACUAAAAAUCUCCUUGGUCUAAUUAAAACGCCUUAUUUUAUAUAUUAUAUAAAGGGUUGCAUGAUCUAUAUCCAUUGAGGAUCACCCAUCAUCCAGAGGAUCGGAGAGAAUGAGAAAGAUCUGGCUCUGACAAUCUUUCUUCUUUUUAGUCAUAGAUCUUCAGAGAGAAUAUAAUGAAGAUGGAUGUGGCAUUAAUGGUGGCAGUUAUUUUGGGAUUGAUUUUGAAUGCGGCCGUUAUUUGCAGCGCCGGAAUCACCAGCAUUUUCCUGAGGAAAAUUGAGAAAACUGUGGAUAUGCCUCUAGACAGCGACGUCUUCCAAGCGCCUCCUGGCUAUAAUGCGCCUCAACAGGUUCAUAUUACACAAGGAGAUCAUGUGGGGAAAGCAAUGAUUGUGUCAUGGGUCACCAUGGACGAACCGGGUUCGAGUGUAGUGUCGUAUUGGAGUGAGAACAGCAAUCACAAGUUAGAAGCCACAGGAAAAGUGACUACCUAUAAGUUCUAUACUUACACUUCUGGUUACAUUCAUCACUGCACUAUAAGACAUUUGGAGCACAAUACCAAAUACUACUAUGAAGUGGGAAUGGGGUACACGACGCGAACCUUCUGGUUUGUGACUCCACCUCAAGUUGGACCUGAUGUUUCACAUACUUUUGGUAUUAUAGGGGAUCUUGGCCAGAGUUUUGACUCAAACAGGACACUCACACAUUAUGAACUGAAUCCAAUCAAGGGGGAUGCAGUACUGUACGUUGGAGAUCUCUGCUAUGCAGACAAUUACCCUAACCAUGAUAAUGGAAGAUGGGAUACAUGGGCUAGAUUUGUUGAGAGAUGUGUUGCUUAUCAACCUUGGAUUUGGACUACAGGAAACCAUGAAAUAGAUUUUGCUCCUGAAAUCGGUGAAACAAAACCCUUUAAGCCUUUUACUCAUCGGUAUCAGGUUCCCUAUAAAGCAUCUAAUAGCACUGCACCUUUUUGGUAUUCAAUCAAGCGUGCAUCAGCAUAUAUCAUAGUUUUGUCUUCCUAUUCAGCAUAUGGAAAAUACACUCCUCAAACCCAAUGGCUUGAAGAGGAACUGCCAAAGGUGAACAGGAACGAAACGCCAUGGUUGAUUGUUCUUGUGCAUUCUCCAUUGUACAACAGCUACCAAUAUCACUUCAUGGAAGGAGAGACUAUGAGAGUGAUGUAUGAGCCUUGGUUUGUGAAGUACAAAGUCGAUAUUGUUUUCUCAGGUCACGUUCAUGCCUAUGAACGCUCUGAGCGUGUGUCAAAUGUUGCCUACAACAUUGUUAAUGGGCGGUGCAGUCCUGUCCGAGACCUGUCUGCCCCAAUGUACAUUACAAUUGGCGACGGAGGAAACAUUGAAGGCCUAGCCUAUGAGAUGACAGAACCGCAGCCGCAGUAUUCGGCUUUUCGCGAGGCGAGUUUUGGGCACGCAACUUUAGAAAUCAAUAACAGAACCCACGCUUACUAUAGCUGGCAUCGCAAUGAAGAUGGAUAUGCUGUACAAGCAGAUUCAAUGUGGGUUUCAAACAGAGUUUGGCACCCGGUUGAUGAUUCUACUACUGCCAAACAGUGAUGCCAUGCCAGUGUCUUUCUCCAAUAUUUUUUCUACCUUUCUAGGCAACGUAAUGUGUAAUGAUAAAUCCAUAUUCCAACUGACAUCAAUAUACCCGUUGCUUAGGAGCUUUUGGCUUUUGCAGAUUGCAUUGUGUAUGUGUUUCAAAAUGUGUUUAAUGACAAGUGCAUUUAGAGUA
Molecule: messenger RNA, 1756 nt
Organism: Ipomoea triloba (trilobed morning glory)
Lineage: Eukaryota; Viridiplantae; Streptophyta; Magnoliopsida; Solanales; Convolvulaceae
Product: purple acid phosphatase 2-like
Exons: 9
Coding region: 178-1578 (466 amino acids)
Molecular function (GO): acid phosphatase activity; metal ion binding
Source: RefSeq, a predicted model, not a curated record